Messenger RNA from Phaethon lepturus (White-tailed tropicbird), 3015 nucleotides. RefSeq names its product thyroid hormone receptor associated protein 3 (gene THRAP3). The transcript is spliced from 11 exons. Gene Ontology annotation, cellular component: mediator complex. Gene Ontology annotation, biological process: positive regulation of transcription by RNA polymerase II. The coding region runs from base 112 to 3015 and encodes 967 amino acids. Gene Ontology annotation, molecular function: DNA binding; transcription coregulator activity. The record is from RefSeq and is a predicted model, not a curated record. Lineage: Eukaryota; Metazoa; Chordata; Aves; Phaethontiformes; Phaethontidae.
GUUUGCUUCCUCAUUUCAUAAUUGACAAAGCUGAGACGGUGAAACCUGACUGUUGAAGGGUGCAAGGUGUGAACCUGCUUAAGCAGGUACAACUGACAGGUGCUUGCAAAGAUGUCUAAAACUAACAAAUCAAAAUCUGGAUCCCGUUCUUCCCGUUCGAGGUCUGGAUCAAGAUCACGUUCACGCUCCUUCUCCAAAUCUCGCUCCCGUUCUCGUUCUGUCUCACGAUCAAGAAAACGCAGACUUAGUUCUAGGUCCCGUUCAAGAUCAUAUUCUCCAUCUCAUAACAGAGAAAGGAACCAUCCGAGAGUCUAUCAGAACCGGGAUUUCAGAGGUCACAAUAGAGGAUACAGGAGACCGUAUUAUUUUCGUGGCCGAAAUCGAGGGUUUUAUCCAUGGGGCCAGUAUAACCGAGGAGGAUAUGGGAAUUAUAGGUCAAACUGGCAAAAUUAUCGCCAAGCGUAUAGCCCUCGUAGAGGGAGGUCACGCUCUCGUUCACCCAAGAGAAGGUCUCCUUCACCAAGGUCUAGAAGUCAUUCGAGAAAUUCUGAUAAGUCAUCUUCUGAUCGGUCAAGGAGGUCUUCCUCUUCCCGGUCUUCCUCAAAUCAUAGCCGAGUUGAGUCUUCCAAGCGUAAAUCUGGAAAGGAGAAAAAGUCAUCUUCCAAGGAUGCCCGGCCACCUCAGGCUGCAGGAGAUAAUCAAAGUGAUGAGUCUAAGGAACAGCCAUUUUCAGGAGCAGUGACUCAAGACGUCAAGGCAUCUGAGGGAUCAAAACCAUGGCAAGAUAUGACCACCUAUGGUACAAGUUCAACGUCAAGAGCUUCUGUGUCUGAACUUAGCCCAAGGGAACGCAGUCCUGCAUUAAAAAGCCCUCUCCAGUCAGUUGUGGUGAGGCGUCGUUCUCCUCGGCCAAGUCCCUUGCAAAAGGCGAGCCCUCCACUGUCCAACCCAUCACAGAUGAGCUCUGCUUUACAAAGCAGCAGCACCUCCUUUCAGGCAGGCUCUCAUCAGAGUCCAUUUGACCAUGGCUCGGCAGGUUUGAGCCCGACAAGGAAGAGCCCUGUUUGCAAAAGUCCAACACCAAUCAGUUCGAUUUACAGUACAUCUCAGAAGGAGGAAACCACAGCUCCUGGAGGAGGAGCCUUCUCAAAAAGGUAUUUAGAAGAGCAGAAGACUGAGAAUGGGAAAGACAAAGAACAGAAAGUAACAAAUGUUGAAAAAGACAAAAAUAAAGAAAAAGGGAAUUUCUCUGAGUUGGGAUCAGCAGAUGGAAAGGCAAAAUCUGACUCCUAUGCAUCCAAAGCCGACUCCGAGAAGGGAUACCGUGGCAGCCAGUCACCCAAGCGCUACAAGUUCCGGGAUGACUUCGACAAGCUAAAGGUCCCGGAGUUCCACAAGGAAACUCAUUAUGGCAAAGAGGAGACAGAUGAGCAGGAAAAGAAAGACAAGGCAAAGGGCCGAAAAGAUUCUGAAUUUGAUGAUGAGCCCAAAUUUAUGUCUAAAGUCGUAGCAACUUCAAGCAAAAGUCAAGAAGAGGAUAGACCAGGAAAAUGGGAAGGCGUGGUGUUCUUGCCACCUGGAAAAGAGAAGCAAAGGAAACCUGAUGAAAUGGAGGAGGAAAGCUAUUCUGAAAGAUCAAAAAAAGAAGAGAGACCAGCAUCCAAGAGAGCUGAACCAGGUCACAGGGGGUUUGUUCCUGAAAAGAAUUUUAGAGUGACCACUUGCAAAUCAAGCCAGGAAAAAAGUUCUUCCCCCCCUCCAAGGAAGGCUUCUGAGGUAAAGGAGAAACCAGGCACCAAAGGAGAGGGGCUAGCUCCUGGCAAAUCCUCAUUUUCCAUUACUCGUGAGGCCCAGGUCAAUAUUCGAAUGGAUUCCUUUGAUGAAGAUCUUGCACGUCCAAGUGGCAUAUUGGCUCAGGAACGCAAGCUGUGUCGUGACCUUGUGCACAGCAACAAAAAAGAGCAAGAAUUUCGUUCAAUUUUCCAUCAUAUUCAGUCUGCUCAGUCUCAGCGAAGUCCUUCUGAACUGUUUGCUCAACAUAUAGUGACUAUAGUCCAUCACGUAAGAGAGCAUCAUUUUGGGUCUUCAGGAAUGACACUGAAUGAACGCUUUACCAAAUAUCUAAAGAAAGGAAUGGAACAAGAUGCAGCUAAAAACAAAAAGAGCCCUGAAAUCCACAGGAGGAUAGAUAUAUCUCCCAGUACUUUCAGAAAACAUGGGUUCUCUCAAGAGGAAACGAAAAGUUCCAGAGAUCCUGGCUUCAAGGCUGAAGGGAAAUAUAAGGACGACCCUGUUGACCUGCGCCUUGAUAUUGAACGCCGUAAAAAACAUAAGGAAAGAGAUCUUAAACGCGAUAAAUCCAGAGAAUCAGUGGACUCAAGAGAUUCAAGUCACUCAAGGGAAAGAUCAACUGAGAAAACGGAGAAAAGUCACAAAGGCUCAAAGAAAAAGAAACACCGUCGGGUACGUGAGAGAUCCAGAUCCAGUUCGUCAUCUUCACGGUCCUCUCAUUCAGUCAAAGCGGAGGAAUAUCCUGAGGAGACUGAGGAGAGGGAGGAAAGCACCACAGGCUUUGACAAGUCCCGACUUGGGACUAAAGAAUUCACUGGUCCAAAUGAGAGAGGAAGAGCUAGAGGGACCUUUCAGUUCAGAGCAAGAGGGAGAGGAUGGGGCAGAGGCAACUUCUCAGGCAACAAUAACAGCAACAGCGGUGGCAACAAUGACUUCCAGAAGCGAAACAGAGAUGAGGAGUGGGAUCCAGAGUACACACCUAAGAGCAAGAAGUACUACUUGCACGAUGACCGGGAGGGCGAAGGUGCAGACAAGUGGGUGAACAGAGGCCGUGGUCGGGGUGCUUUCCCCCGAGGAAGAGGUCGCUUCAUGUUCCGAAAGUCAAGCACCAGCCCCAAGUGGGCUCAUGACAAAUUCAGUGGAGAAGAAGGAGAAAUCGAAGAUGAUGAAAGUGGAACAGAAAACAGGGAGGAGAAAGACACCUUACAGACGACGGCUGAAUAG